Molecule: messenger RNA, 2217 nt
Organism: Rodentolepis nana
Lineage: Eukaryota; Metazoa; Platyhelminthes; Cestoda; Cyclophyllidea; Hymenolepididae
Source: the annotation of a GenBank genome assembly
AUGAAUGAUAAAGAUCAGGUUAUAAAAACCAAACUCGUUAUCAGAAAAACAGUAAUAGAAAAAUACGCGGAUGACCACUCUGACGGGGAGAGGAGUCAACAGAAACAGAAACAUCGACGAAGAAAAGAAGUCAAAAGACGCAAGAAGGCCAAUGAAGCUAAUAAAGGGGAAACAAAGACAUCCACAGAAACCGUUUGUGACUUCAACAAAGUUUGUGAAAAGUGUGAUAUGAUGUCUGUGGAAAACUCUUACCCAGAUAUAGCGAACACCGGGGAGAAAUGCUUGGAGAAUGAAAAAUCGCCGUUGCAAUCAGUGAUUGGAAAGAAUCAGGAAGAAUCAGAAAAUUCCAUAAAUGAGCACCAAAAUCCUUCUCAAAACUCAGUUGAAGAAGGUGUACACAACGAAGGUCAAAAACCUGUGAUAGAACCGGAGAUAAUGCCAAUCAAGGUAGAAUCAAAUACGGGGGAAUUAACUACGAAUCAGAAUGUGGAUAUUUCAACUGAUCAUCUUGAAUGUGAAAAGCGUUGUAAAGCGCUUUCUAAAAACUCUCACCCAGGUAUAGCGAACACAGAGGAGAAGUGUCUUGAAGAUAGAUCAUCGUUGCAUUCAAUAAAAGAUCAAAAUCCAUUGGUUGAAAACGAUCAUGAAGAGCCAGAAAAUCCUCUUAGUGAUCACCAAAAUCCUUCUCAAUGCCCAGUAGAAGAAGGCAUGCACAAUAAAGACCAAACUGCUGUGAUGGAACCGGAGAAAAUAUCGAUCAUAGAAGAGCCAAAUUCAGAGAAAUUAACUGCGAAUGAGAUUUUGGAUAAUUCAACUGAUCACCUGGGAAAAAACAACGAGAAAGAUGAGUCGAUCAUGAAAUGUGAUUUUGAUAAGAGUCGUAUGACAUUUGUUGAGAACUCUCACCCAGGUCAAGCGAACACUGAUGAGACAUGCACUGAGGAUGAAAAAUCGUCAUUGCACACAAUUACUGACCGAAAUUCAGUAAUUGGAAAUAGUCAGGAAGAGUCAGAAACUCCCAUAAGUGAGAACGGAAAUUCUUCUCAAUGUUCAUUUGAGGAAGAUGAAGGAAAUGAUGGACAAUCAAAUGUUGAGAUGUUAAAUGUUAUAGUGGUUCCGAUUACUGAAGAAGACACUAAAGCUGAUUCAGCAUCGCCUGUGAAUGCUGAUUCCACUAAACUUCAGGAAAAUCUGAAAGUAUGUUCCAUUCCUUCGAGGGAACCAGAGAUGAUAUCGAUUAUGCUAAAAUCAGAUGAGUUGGAAUUGAAUUCGAGGAAUAUUGCGGACGCUUCAAGUGACCAUUUGGAACAACCGGAUACCACAGAAUUCGAUUUAUUUGAAAUCUUGGCUUCCAAAACGGUUACUUAUUCCCUCUGGACAUGGGACUUGCUCAAAGAUGCAUUCGAAUCUAUUUAUUCAAAAGCAAAGGAAAAUUUCUCAAAUUACAGCAGCAAUAAACGUUCAGCCACCCCAAGUGAAAGCAAUCUCCAAGAUACCGCUAAUGACAAGGGAACAAUGAAAGGAUACAAAAUGUCUCAACAACUUAAGGGGAACCCAGAACCAGUUUCUCCCAAGGCCUCCAACUUAUGCGCAGACCAAUCAGAAUCGACCCCGCAUCCUAAUUCGGAAGUUGAGGCAUGCCAAAAAUUUUGCGACUCACAAGUAAUUGAAAGGCGGAUACUUUUAAAAAUUGAAAAAAGUGGAAAUUUGGAGAUUAUUGAUGUUGAUAAUACUGAGGAGGCAUUAACGCCAUUACCGACAGCAGGAAAAUCUGAAGAAAAAGACGAGUCGAAAAUGAUUACAGACAAACAAAUUGAUAUGGACACACCCAUGGAAAGAGAAUCCAAUACAGCCCUAUCUGAUGAAUCAGAGGUUCAAGAACCGUCUGAGCCAUCGGUCGAAGAUUCUAACGAAAAAAUCGAGGGUGACAAGUCCACAUCAUAUCAUGUAGGUAGCGUAACUAACUGCUUCAAAUUUUUAAUGGAGAAUUUUUGCGCCGAAUUAGCCACAGGACUGGAGAAAGAAAAGCUUUGCCAUAGAAAAAAGACGGAAGAGGUGUCUGAUCAAGGGGUUAUUGAAGCCUCAUCUGAAGUACACGAAGGGAGCUUAAUUAACUGCUACACGUUUCUUGUUGAGGAAUACCAUCCAGAUAUUGCGAAAAUCUUAAAGGAAUAUUGUGAUGCACAGGAGUUAGUGCUAGAACAAUCGGCCUUGUAG